AUGGCAACGAAGCCUUCGAAUAUCACUGAACAUUCCAACACCACUGAACAUUCCAACACCACUGAACAUUCCAACACCACUGAACAUUCCAACACCACUGAACAUUCCAACACCACUGAACAUUCCAACAACAUUGAGAGUACCAACAUCAACAUCACUGAGAGUUCCAACACAACCGAAGGGAAUCACAAUAAUAGCGCAGUCAGUCCCGGAAGCCGUGUUGUCAGAAGAGGGUAUACUGAAGUCAUGAAGACUCGAAACGCUCGACACGGUCACACCUCUGAAGCCAGAUUGUUCAUGUACCGCCAGUUCAUAUUCAAUUCAUACCCGAGACUCUGGAUUAACUCAGAGAUGUUCAAUGCAGAAAGGGACACAACGAUUUCAACUCCCGGCUCCUCGGGGACUACUGUCCAUGGUUUUCAUUCCAAGGAUGGCGAUUACUUUGCACUGAUCAUUUAUCAGGGCUUCUCUCUCUAG
Messenger RNA from Fonsecaea pedrosoi CBS 271.37, 477 nucleotides. RefSeq lists its product as uncharacterized. The record is from RefSeq and is a predicted model, not a curated record. NCBI's taxonomy places the organism in Eukaryota, Fungi, Ascomycota, Eurotiomycetes, Chaetothyriales, Herpotrichiellaceae. The transcript has a single exon. The coding region runs from base 1 to 477 and encodes 158 amino acids.